Hemiscyllium ocellatum (epaulette shark) is the source of this 1269-nucleotide messenger RNA. RefSeq names its product oocyte zinc finger protein XlCOF19-like. The coding region runs from base 207 to 1037 and encodes 276 amino acids. Gene Ontology annotation, molecular function: RNA polymerase II cis-regulatory region sequence-specific DNA binding; DNA-binding transcription factor activity, RNA polymerase II-specific. The record is from RefSeq and is a predicted model, not a curated record. Gene Ontology annotation, biological process: regulation of transcription by RNA polymerase II. NCBI's taxonomy places the organism in Eukaryota, Metazoa, Chordata, Chondrichthyes, Orectolobiformes, Hemiscylliidae. The transcript is spliced from 2 exons.
CUAUCCGGUUUUCUGCUCCAGGUGAAGGCCCCACCUUGGCCCUGGAUUACCCCAGGGCAGGGAGGACGGACUGAGCAACCCCACUCCCUCCCGGGACUCCUGAGGGACAUUCAGAUUUGGAGUCCAUUCAAGAAGACCCCAGACUAUCCCGCCCUCCAGGCGGACGGGGCUGCUCGACGCUGGGAGGCAGCGCCCGGGCAUCGAAGAUGGAGCAGGAGAGGGAGCAGCGUCCGGAGGUGGAGGAGGAGGAGGAAGGGGGAGAGGUGGAGCCUUCGGCAGAGCGGCUGCAGGCGGGAGGCGAGGAGGAGGAGGAUGAGGAGGAGGGCGCGGUGCCCUUUGCCCUGUUGGCGGCGCCGCCCGCCCCCUGCCACUGCGCGGUGUGCGAGAAGGGCUUCAGCUGUCGGUCCCACCUGGAGCGCCACCUGCGGGUGCACACGGGCGAGCGGCCCUUCGAGUGCGCGGUGUGCGGCAACCGCUUCAACCGGGCCAGCAACUUGCGGCGGCACCAGCAGCACCGGGCGGCGGCCGGGGGGCAGGGCCCCCUGGAGUGCCCGCUCUGCCACCGGCUCUUCUGCGUGACCGGGGACCUGGUGCGGCACCGUCGGGCCCACGCCGGCGAGCGGCCCUUCGAGUGCGCGGUGUGCGGCAAGCGCUUCUGCCGGCUGGCGGUGCUGGAGAUCCACCAGCGGUACCACACCGGCGAGCGGCCCUACCAGUGCCCGCUGUGCGCCAAGCGCUUCUACACCUCCAGCGAGCUGAACCGCCACCGGCGCACCCACACCGGCGAGCGGCCCUACCAGUGCCCACACUGCGCCAAGUGCUUCUACACGGCCAGCAAGCUGGCGGUGCACCGGCAGAUCCACACCGGCGAGCGGCCCUACCCGUGCCCGGAGUGCGCCAAGCGCUUCUACACCGCCGGCAAACUCCGCCGGCACCAGCGCACCCACCGGCCCGCCAGCCAGUUCAUCUGUGGCGUCUGCGGCAAGACCUUCGCCCGGACCAGCCACCUCACCAACCACCAACGCACCCACCGCUGAGGAGGGGCCACACUGGCAGCGGGCGCAACCCCCAACGGGCCACCAGAGCUGGGGGAAGGGUUUUGGCACGGACCCCUCACCGCGCGCUCUCUCUCUGUGUCCCGCCUUGGUGCUCUUGUCACCCUCCACCCCAUUCCCCGCCCCCCCCCCAAAGCCGGGCACACCCCUCCCUCCCUCUGCGCGCGGGCACUGGGGGGAGGGCAAGAUAACUUUCAAUAAACGGUCAAGGGAA